Messenger RNA from Aptenodytes forsteri (emperor penguin), 3165 nucleotides. RefSeq names its product synapse defective Rho GTPase homolog 1 (gene SYDE1). The transcript has 13 exons. Bases 1 to 3165 code for a protein of 1054 amino acids. The record is from RefSeq and is a predicted model, not a curated record. Lineage: Eukaryota; Metazoa; Chordata; Aves; Sphenisciformes; Spheniscidae. Gene Ontology annotation, biological process: signal transduction.
AUGUACGGCAACAUCGAGUCCAGCCAGGCCAGGCAGGGGCAAAUGUGGGUGCUGGAGCCCGGCAGCGGGGAAGCCUGCAGCGACCUGUGCCCCGCAGAGGAGAACCCGUAUGAGCCCCUGGACCCCCCCAUCGCCGUGCCAAGCCAGAAGCACGUGACCGACCCCCCAGCGUCAGGGUGCUGGUCCAGGGAGAAGCUGGUGCUGGUGGGCACCGUGGCCCUGGGGGUCUCGGUGCUGAUGAACGUGCUCUUCCUCACCGUCGGCUCGCGGCACGUUGCAGCCCUGACGGCGGCGCUGGAGGCAGAGAAGGCGAAGGUGCUGCCGAACGUGGCCUCCCGGUCCUUCCUGCUGUACAACGAAGACCACCGCAAGUGCGUGGAGGCCAGCGGGCAACAGCUGACGGCGACGGCGUGCCGGCCUGAGGCCACGGCACAACGGUUCCAGUGGUUAGACGGGGGCCGGCUAUGGGUCUGGGGGAGCCAGCGCUGCGUUACGGCGACCCGCGGGCAAAACCUGGCCCUCGUGAGGCUGGAGCCGUGCCGGGACAACGGCACGCUGCAGCGCUGGGAGUGCCGCGACGGUGGGCUGUUGGCGCUCGCCGGCUACGAUCUCUACUUCAAUUACGGCAACAACCGGCAGGACACGGUGAUGCUCUACACCGGGGACCGCGAGUGGAGCCGCUGGGUCGUCCACGGGAGCAAGGAUGAUGUCUGUUCCCGUUCCUGCUGGACCUAUUUCGGGAACUCCUGCUAUUUCUACUCCAAGACAGCGAGUUCCUGGGAGAACGCCCAGCGCUUCUGCUCGGUCCUGGGCACGAAGCUCCUGGAGGUGGACAGCCCCGAGGAGAAGCUGCCCGGUGAGGAAGACGUGGAGCCGGCGGAGGAAGCUGAGGUGGUGAAUGGCUCUGGGGAGCUGGGUGGUCCCGGUAGGAGCCCCGGGCACGGCGCCUACCUACAGAGCUUGGAGCGGAGCAGCCGACACUGGGUGCUGUCAUCAGUGAAGGGCCCGGGGCUGGAUGAGCCGGGUGGCGGAGCCGAGGCAGAUGCCGGCGCUGCCGGAAGCGAGGGCGAGAUCGGUGGUCCCGGUAGGAGCCCCGGGCACGGCGCCUACCUACAGAGCUUGGAGCGGAGCAGCCGACACUGGGUGCUGUCAUCAGUGAAGGGACCAGGGCUGGAUGAGCCGGGUGGCGGAGCCGAGGCAGAUGCCGGCGCUGCCGGAAGCGAGGGCGAGAUCUGGUACAACCCCAUCCCCGAAGAUGAGGACCCCCAGCCUAGGAGCUCCUGGAAGACGUGGAGCGGAGGGAGCCGCGAUGCCGAGAGGAGCCGUGGUGGGGAGUCACCCCCGAAGUCGGGAAGGGAAGACCCGCCCCGGGGCGGUUUGGGGACAGCGGAGAGCUCCGGACCCCGCAGCGGCAUGGCCCCGGUGCUGCCCACGGCUGGCCGAGAGGAGCCAGGAGCCAGCAGGACCCAGGCUUGCGGGAAGAUGCCGAUCCCAUGUGUGAGCUCGGGGACGGGGCUGACCACCCCCUCGCCCCCCACCAGCCCCAAGAAGGGCCGUUCGCUCAACAAGGUGAAGUCCCCAGGUACCGUUCGUCGCCUCUCCAUGAAGAUGAAGAAGCUGCCGGAGCUACGGAGGAAGCUGAGCCUACGCAACCCCCGGCCCCGGGGCCAAGAGGGUGGCACCUCGCCCUCCGAAACCCGCAAAGAAUCCAGCAACGUCAUCAGCCGCUACCACCUAGACAGCAGCGUGGCUUCACAGCCGGGGCUGCCGCGAGCCAAAGCGGCCGGCAAAGGCGGCUACUUGAGCGACGGCGACUCCCCGGAGCUGCCGGCUAAAGCCGGGGCGCGUGCCGAACCGGAGGAUGGGGAAAACGGGCUGGACGUGGGCGCUUUCCGCCCCUACAGCUGCGGGGAGACGCCGCCGCGGUGCGGGCAGCACAUCUCGGGGCUGGUGAGCGUUCACCUCCACGGCGUGCGGGACCUGAAGCCGCCGCGGGCCGAAGCCCGGGAGGUUUUCUGCGUGUUGCAGGUGGACGCGGCCAACCGGGCUCGCACGGCUUUGCUGCCCUGCAAGACAGCGUUCCUUGGCCUCAACCAUACCUUCAACCUGGAGCUGGAGGGUGCCCGGCACCUCAAGGUGAUCGUCUUCUCCUGGGAUCCCACCUCCUGCCGCAACCGUCUCUGCUGCCACGGCACCGUGGUCCUGCCCCACAUCUUCAGAGGUUGCCGGGCCCAGCAGCUGGCGGUGCGGCUGCAACCGCGAGGCGUCCUCUACUCCAAAUUCACCUUGGUGGAGCAAUGGGACAGUCCCGGUGAGCGGGAACCCCGUGUCUUUGGCGUGGAGCUGGGUCAGCUGGUGGAGAGGGAGAAGACGGCCACCAAGGUGCCCCUGCUCAUCCAGAAAUGCGUGGCCGAGAUAGAGAAACGAGGGCUGAAGGUGGUGGGGUUGUACCGGCUCUGCGGCUCAGCCGCCGUCAAGAAGGAGCUUCGCGACGCCUUUGAGAGGGACAGCGCAGCCGUGACGCUCUCGGAGCAGCUCUACCCCGACAUCAACGUCAUCACCGGGAUCCUCAAGGAUUACCUGCGGGAGCUGCCCACGCCGCUUAUCACUCCCACGCUCUACCACGUCGUACUGGAGGCCAUGGCUAAACGACCCCCCCGGGCACCCCCAGGAGAGCGGGACGCUGUCACCCUGCUUGAUUGCCUGCCCGACGUCGAGAAGGCCACGCUGACGCGGCUCCUGGACCACCUCAGCCUGGUGGCCUCCUUCCACGACUUCAACCGCAUGAACUCGCAGAACAUCGCCGUCUGCUUCGGACCCGUCCUGCUCACCCAGAACCAGGAGCUCCGGCGUUCCGGCACCGGUACCGGCACCGGCAACCGCAGUUACGCCCACUGCGAGGACAUCGCCAGCGCCGUUGACUUCAAGAGGCACAUCGAGGUGCUGCACUACCUGCUGCAGGCCUGGCCGGGUGAGUGGGGUGGGGAAAACACCGGGGUGCCGGCGCGGCGGUCCCCGCACCGGCGGACCAUCUUCGUGGCCGAUUUCGCCCUGGGCGAGGAGCCCGAGGCGCCCUUCGGCCCCCGCCUCAAUCUCAAGGACUUCGACGCGCUCAUCCUCGACCUCGAGCGGGAGCUCGCCAAGCAGAUCAACGUCUGCCUGUGA